AUGCAUAAGUUCCUCACCAUAGCUGCCCUCUUGGCAACCACAGCCCUCGCGGCAGACCGCACACCAGCCCUGGUCGCCCGUCAAGUAGUUGAGCUCCCUUGCUCCUACCAAGGUGAAAAAGAGUGUGGGAAUGGCUGCAUCCCGCUCUCCUACACUUGCUGCCCCAAUAACCUCGGUGGCUGCCCCUUGGGCUCCUAUUGCGACGGUCUGGGUUGCUGCCCCAAUGGAAAGACCUGUACCGGUCCAGGGGGCGUUUCCACUCGCCCCGGAUCGACUAUCUCCAUUACCAGCACUCUGACCAAUACGUUGACGUCCACAAGCACCUCCACGCACACCUUGACGUCCAGCGAGGUCGUGACCCCGACUUCCACCCCUACGCCUAGCUCGAGCGCCUCAUCCUCCCGGAGCGUCAUUCCUCCUAGCUCGAGUGCGGUAUCUCCCUCGUCAUCUACGCCGGCUGUGUCGCCCACCUCUCCUCCCCUUCACACUGGUGCAGCUUCUCACUUGACCCCGGGUCUCUAUGCUGCUGCCGGGCUCAUUGUUGGUGCUGCUAUCCUUUAG
Molecule: messenger RNA, 561 nt
Organism: Aspergillus caelatus
Lineage: Eukaryota; Fungi; Ascomycota; Eurotiomycetes; Eurotiales; Aspergillaceae
Exons: 1
Coding region: 1-561 (186 amino acids)
Source: RefSeq, a predicted model, not a curated record